AUGACCGAGCGGCACAUCAGUCGAAUCAUUUCGGAUGUCCUCAGUGGUCUCGAGUUCCUCCAUUCCAAGAAGAUCAUGCAUCGCGACUGUCGCUCCGACAAUGUCAUGAUUGGGAGCGAUGGCGUCUCAAAGCUGAGCGACUUUACUCACGCCUGCCAAUUGGAGGGAAAGCGCAGGAGUGUGGUCGGAACGCCCUUCUGGAUGGCCCCCGAAGUCAUCAAAGCAGCAGCAUACGACUACAAGGCCGACAUUUGGUCUCUCGGCGUUGUGCUGUACGAAAUGGUAGAGGGAGAUCCGCCGCGGAUUGAUCUACCGCCCCUACGAGCCAUUACUCUUACUGCCACGGUCGGUCUCCCGCCCAUUUCGCACCCUGAGCGAUUUUCGCAUGAGCUGAAAGAGUUCCUCGCAUGGAGCACUGAGAUGGACCCAGACAAUCGACCAUUCGCUGAGAUAUUGAUGAACGUGAGUUUCCUUUCGCUUCGACACUCGUAG
Molecule: messenger RNA, 492 nt
Organism: Tilletiaria anomala UBC 951
Lineage: Eukaryota; Fungi; Basidiomycota; Exobasidiomycetes; Georgefischeriales; Tilletiariaceae
Product: kinase-like protein
Exons: 1
Coding region: 1-492 (163 amino acids)
Biological process (GO): intracellular signal transduction; protein phosphorylation; regulation of MAPK cascade
Cellular component (GO): cytoplasm
Molecular function (GO): protein serine/threonine kinase activity; ATP binding
Source: RefSeq, a predicted model, not a curated record